AUGUCCGUUAACACCAUCACACAGUCGUUGGCCUCUUUGGGUCUCAAACAAGCGGAGUCCCCCGUGGACGCCUCCCACCCAGAUUACAACGUCAUUGACGUUAUGAGAAACUACAUCACCGAAGAGGUUCACUCCAUCACUGGCAUCGCUAAGGACGUCAUUUUCCCUGCCUUGGACCAGCCCAAUGUUAUGGAAAAGGGUGACUUGCUCGUGCCUUUGCCCAGAUUGAGGCUUCCAAAGGGCACUGAUUUCAAGGCCAAGGCUGCAGAGAUCGCUGAGAAGUUCAACAAGGGCGGCUUCAUCUCUGAAGUCAAGGCUGAGGGCCAGUUCUUGCAGUUUUUCUUUGAGCCCAAGACCCUUUUCAACAUCGUCGUCAAGGACUCCUUGGUCAGACAGGGCGACUACGGUUACUUGCCUCUCGGCGUGGGUAAGAAGGUUGUGAUUGAGUUUUCCUCUCCUAACAUCGCCAAACCUUUCCACGCUGGUCACUUGAGAUCCACCAUUAUCGGUGGUUUCUUGUCCAACUUGUACGAGAAGGCCGGCUGGGACGUCAAGAGAAUCAACUACCUCGGUGACUGGGGUAAGCAGUUUGGUCUUUUGGCUGUCGGUUUCGAGAAGUACGGUGACGAGGAGAAGUUGGCCUCUGACCCAAUCAACCACUUGUUCGAGGUCUACGUCAAGGUCAACAAGGAUAUCACCGACGAGGGUGAAGUCGAGGGUGGUACCAACGACAAGGCCAGAGCCUACUUCAGAAGAAUGGAGGACGGUGACGAGAGCGCCUUGAAGAUCUGGAGGAGAUUCAGAGAGUUGUCUAUCGAGAAGUACAUUGACACCUACGCCCGUCUUAACAUCGAGUACGACUCCUACUCCGGUGAGUCCCAGGUUUCUCAGGAAUCCAUGAAGAACGUCACCAAGAUCUUCACUGAGAGGGGCUUGAUCCACGAGGACAGAGGCGCCAAGCUCAUUGACUUGACCAAGUUCAACAAGAAGUUGGGUAAGUGUCUUGUGGAGAAGAGCGACGGUACUUCUCUCUACUUGACCAGAGACGUUGGUGAGGCCAUCAGACGUAAGGAGAAGUACGACUUCGACAAGAUGAUCUACGUUAUUGCCUCCCAGCAAGACUUGCACACUGCUCAGUUCUUCGAGAUCUUGAAGCAGAUGGGCUUCGACUGGGCCAAGAACUUGGAGCACGUCAACUUCGGUAUGGUCCAGGGUAUGUCCACCAGAAAGGGUACUGUUGUGUUCUUGGACAACAUCUUGGAGGAGACCAAGGACAAGAUGCACGAUGUCAUGAAGAGAAACGAGAGCAAGUACGAGCAGAUCGAGGAGCCUGAGAAGGUCGCCGACUUGGUUGGUAUCUCUGCUGUGAUGAUCCAGGACAUGCUGGCUAAGAGAAUCAACAACUACGAGUUCAAGUGGGAGAGAAUGCUCUCGUUUGAGGGUGACACUGGUCCAUACUUACAGUACGCCCACUCCCGUUUGAGCUCGAUGCAAAGAAAAGCCAACAUUCCAAAGGAGAAGUUGCAGAACGCCAACUUCGACUUGUUGACCGAGCCAUGCGCUGCCUCCCUUGUCAGAGUGUUGGCUGGUUACCCAGACGCUCUCAAGAAGGCCUUGAAGACCAACGAGCCUUCUGCCAUCGUCACCUACUUGUUCAACCUCACGCAUAUCGUCUCUCUGUGUUAUGAUAUCUUGUGGGUUGCUGGCCAGGAGGAGGAAUUGGCUACCGCCAGAUUGGCUUUGUACGCCUCUGCCAAGCAGGUCUUGAACAACGGUAUGAAGUUGUUGGGCUUGACGCCGGUGGAGAGAAUGUAA
Candidozyma duobushaemuli is the source of this 1815-nucleotide messenger RNA. RefSeq names its product arginine--tRNA ligase. Bases 1 to 1815 code for a protein of 604 amino acids. The record is from RefSeq and is a predicted model, not a curated record. The transcript has a single exon. Gene Ontology annotation, cellular component: mitochondrion; cytoplasm. Lineage: Eukaryota; Fungi; Ascomycota; Pichiomycetes; Serinales; Metschnikowiaceae. Gene Ontology annotation, molecular function: ATP binding; arginine-tRNA ligase activity. Gene Ontology annotation, biological process: mitochondrial translation; arginyl-tRNA aminoacylation.